AUGUCCCUGCUAGAUGUUCCGCCUUCCUACGACAGCACCUUGCGUCGUACAAAGUCGGACCGCGCCCACCGUCGCCCAAAACCCAAGAAGUACGUCGCAGACACCAUUGACAGGCUUGACACCACCCCCUUCGGCGGCCCCUACCACCACGGCGGUCCCUACGAUGCCACCAUGAAGUCCUUCAACCUCAACUCCAAAUUGUCGCCCGUCGCUGCAGUGGAAGAAGGAAACAAGGCGGCCUGGAAAGCGACCCCUCGUGAGGCAAAGCUCGAUGCACUUCUGAAGGGCAGGCCGCUCGACGCCACCGCCAGCGUGCCCCCCGGCGAGCGAGCCCUCAACGGCGAACUCAUGGACUACGAGUAUAGUACCGAUAUGCUCAGGGACCCUCACGCCGGAGGUGGCGCCUACAAGCAAUGGCCUGGAGUGAAAUACCAUCCCGACGACCUCAAGGGAAAGGGAGAGCCCGGAUUCACUAUGGACCGGGAACGGCGGGCCAAGAAGGCUAUCGCACGAUCUCAGUCUGUUCGCGAGAGACGUGGCGAAUAUGAGAUGAUCCCCCAGCGACCUCGCCGCGGCAGCGACGUGGAUAAAAAGGACCCUGUGCAGCCCCCCGUCUUGUCAGCCUGGCAGCGGCAGACUCUCCACUUCGGUCAUGAGCACGGCGAGAAGUACUCUGUGCUCACUGUCGACAACCGCGGCAUGGGUGGCUCGGAUAAGCCGCUGAUGCGCUAUUCGACCAGCGAGAUGGCAAGGGACGCCAUCGAAGUCCUCGAACACAUCGGCUGGCUACCGUCCCACGUGCUCUCUCCUCAGUCACUCUCCACCCAGCCCACGCCGCAGCGGACCUUACACGUCCUGGGAAUCUCCAUGGGCGGAAUGAUCGCUCAAGAACUUGCGUACCUGGUGCCCGAGUACGUAAGUACGCUAAAUCUGCUGUGCACCGCCGCGGCCAUCGAGAAUACAACCACGUUCUGGGAAAAUAUGAUGCAGCGCGCACAAAUGCUGGUUCCAAAGAGCUUGGAAGCCAGUGUUAGGAGUGGUGCAGCAAACAUGUUUCCCCUCCCUUAUCUUAGGGGGACGGACGACAUUCACCUGCCAGACCCCAGCUCGGCACCAAAGGUCCAUCCGCCGGGCGGCAAAGGCGGCCAAGGCGAGUAUUUGCAUUUCAACACCAACUACGAGAGAUUUGUGGCAGGCGAGAUGCACAAGCGCCUCGACGCCAAGGGGUUCACUACAAAGGGCUUCCUCCUCCAGCUCAUUGCCGCAGGCUGGCAUCACAAGAGCAGGGAGCAGCUCGGGGAGAUAGCCGACAAGAUCGGUCGUGACCGCAUUCUUGUUCUCCACGGGGAGGCCGACAGGAUGAUCUCUGUGCCCCACGGGAGAAAGUUGCUGGAAUUUCUCGGCGGGAACGAAGGACCGGGCUGA
Diaporthe citri is the source of this 1425-nucleotide messenger RNA. RefSeq lists its product as uncharacterized. The transcript has 3 exons. Lineage: Eukaryota; Fungi; Ascomycota; Sordariomycetes; Diaporthales; Diaporthaceae. The coding region runs from base 1 to 1425 and encodes 474 amino acids. The record is from RefSeq and is a predicted model, not a curated record.